UAUUCAAAGCUUUGACCCUUUUCCUGAGGCCAGAAAUCCUUCCUGCAUGCUGCAUAAUGAAGGGCGAGGACGAUCGAGGGAAAAAGCAAGUUGUUCUUGGCUGCGAGAUGUGGCGUCGGCUCUGGAAUCGAAACUCAGAGUAGAGGCUCUCCGCCACCGGCGAAUUAGAGCUGCUUGUCGUAAUUACGUCACCACUGUCUGCUUUAUCGCCGGCAUCGGUGCCGGAUUCCGAGAAGUCUUGUGCGGUGGAAUCUUGCAGGAGGUCAUUUGGAUUACCGUCCGCUGUAAUUGGAGCUGUCGAAUGAGUAGCGAUACGGUUGGUGCCGCCAUUGCUUUCGGCAUCGGAGAAUUCUAUGGCGGCGGUACUUUGCUGAUUAUCCGUCGGGUUUUCAUCCGCCAUGAUUUGGAAUUUUUGAGUCACAAAUUUAACAAGUGUUCAAUUCCGGGAAGAGCUGAACUCGCAUUCCCAGACAGCCCAAGGAAAAUAAAUUCCUCACACAUCAAACCCUUUCCUCAUUCCAAGCUGCUGUUCACUGUAGCUCCCACAAACGAAGAGAAGAAAAUGCCGCUAGGGUUGAUUUUGGGAUUAGGGAGGGCGUUUAGAAGGAAGCGUACAUCGUCUCUAGACAUCCUGACUUCAAAGAGGAGCCCUCGAGGCUAUUAUAAGGGCAAAAACUGCAAGCCCACUGGUUUUCAUACGCGAAAAGGUGGCUAUGUAGUGGUGCCUGAAAAGCUGCCAAACUAUGUGGUACCAGAUCUAACUGGCUUCAAGUUAAAACCAUACGUGUCACAAUGCGCCACAACAGAAGCAGCUAGCUCGAACAAA
Messenger RNA from Striga asiatica, 826 nucleotides. Lineage: Eukaryota; Viridiplantae; Streptophyta; Magnoliopsida; Lamiales; Orobanchaceae. The record is from the annotation of a GenBank genome assembly.